Lymnaea stagnalis (great pond snail) is the source of this 4841-nucleotide messenger RNA. Lineage: Eukaryota; Metazoa; Mollusca; Gastropoda; Lymnaeidae. The record is from the annotation of a GenBank genome assembly.
AUGACAACAAAAGGUAACAAAAUUCGCCAAAAAAAUUCAACAAAGGGACAGCACCACACGAGCCCAGAACCUCAAUUGUGGAGUCUACUUCCUGCCACAAUUGUGCUUGCCAUAUACACGUACCUUGGCGACAUCGACAGGGUUUCAAUGGCCAGGGUAAGGGGUUUUAUUUAAAAAUAUGAAAAACACCAUAUCAUUGGUAUUAAAUGAUACAAUUUGGAGAGCUUUUGCUGGUAACGUGGAAAGAAGUAGGGUCGAUGGAGAGAUGGGUGGAUUGGACACAUGGACAAAUGUGAGAUCUACUACAACAGCAAUAAGUAGAUCUAGUGUUUACAUGGCCACGUGUGAGUGAAUAGUUUCGAGACAAUGUAAGACUACAACGUCGAAUUUGGACAUGUAGCCGGGGGGGGGGCAAUUAAAGAGAUGAUAGAUAGGGUGCAUAGUGAAGUGUCUAUAUGGGUAUUUUCGGGAUACGAUUUUGAGGUAGUACAUGUAAAUGUUGGGAACAAGCAAUAUCUUGAUUGUCGAAAAGCUACGACGCAAUGCGUUACAAAAAAAACAGAUUGUUAAACAAGCAGAUGCAUUAUUAAAAACCAGAGUUCCUCAGCCACACGCAAGGAAACUAGUCACCUUUCUCGGUAUCAACUAUUGGUUUGAUGAUCACUUCAGGACAUUGUGGUAUAAUCAAAUUUCACGCUAACACUGGCCUCCUCAGAAAGUCGGAUUCGUGGCGGCUGUUGAAAGAGACAGCAACAGAGCUUGGUACAUCACAAGGGUAGUGAUCACUGCCUCACUGAGUACUAUUUCAAAGGGCAAAACCACAACAAAGACCAAAGCUGUUACACUAUGGCCCACAGAAUUACUUUUAACUUUUUGAAAUCGUGCACCAAAAUUUGAGCUUUUGGAGAUCAGGGUGGCAUGUGAGCCCAAAAAUUAAAAACUCACGUUUGCACAUCGAAGCCGAUGGAACAUUGUGACAGCAUGUUUCCGGGAAGGUAGAGAGCAUGGGUUCGGACCUCGCAAAAAUAUGAAUAAUUGUAGAUUGACUGGUGGAUUAAUGAGUGAAUGCAUAAGAGGUUUUGAUGUGUGAAUAGACGUAAUGAUUUAUGUGAGGAUCAAUGGAUGAAUAAUGUUAUGUUCAAUAUAUCAAUCGCAUUUUCAAGGUGUGGCUCAGUAACUUUUCAUUGUAAUUUUUACGCCCUUCGGUCGACUUGUAAAUUUAAGGUGCUUCACAAAAAGCCAAAAAAAAUAGAAAUAUUUAUUUGUCAAUGAAGUGAAGGAAUUAUUAUUUCGAUGCCAAAUACCAUCCGAGUAAUUAUAUAUGAAACACGACGUUCCAAUCAUUUUUGUUUUCUACUUUAUUAUAAACCGGCUCUGAGCAACGUCCAGUUUUUCUACUCUUUCUAAUAAUGUAUAUGCGCCGACAUCGGGGAGAAAAAAAAUCAAGAAAAUAUAACAAUAUAAAAAUCCUAUUACUCUCUGAACUCAUGCGUUCUUUUUGCUAAAAUAAAUCACCUGCCCCGAUUUAUCAGGUCCUGCCACCGAGGGUCUCACUUUAACAUGACCACGACCUUAAACCCCGUGCUUAUUUUCCCUGUUAAGGUGUGUAAGACCUGGUACCAAGUCUUCCAAGUUCCAGCUCUGUGGAGGUCGCGAAUCAUGAGAUUCAGCGGGAAAAGAUCACAAGGAGACAUCAAAUCUGAACUUUGGCUGAAGUCUAAAUUUGCAUCACCAAGGUCAUACGGUACAGUGACGUAGCUACUAUACACUGUCAUAGUAAGAUACUGUUAAGGCUAACAUUCCAAUACAACUAGCAGUACUGGCACAAUUGAGUUAGUGAUACAACUGUACAUGUAACACGCCGGUUAAAAACAGGCUCUUACUAGUGAAGGUCCCCGACAGGUACAAAUAACAUUCAUAGAUAACUAUAUAUAAAUAUGCUAUAAGAAUUUUUGGAGGUCACCAAAAUUUGUUCACUAUUAACGGACAACGGAUAAAAAUGACGAUAGGGGCCGCAUAAUCAUUUUGUACAAUUCUUGCAAGCCAGAACGAACGUUCUGAGGGAAAAGACAAACAAAACAACUAAGUUUAGUAUUACAUGUUAAUCAGGAAAUGCAAAAAAGCAAACACAACAAUAUGUAUUUAUUGAAAAGUUAGCAACGAUCACGACGUUAGCAAAAAUAUAGUUACAUCAGACCUAGUGCGCACAUAUCUCAAAAACUAGGCAGCAAGAAAGGUUAGUGGGACUUGUGAAACUGACAUUUGGCUUUCAGGGUAUUAUCAUUGUUUGCUUUGGAAUUGCUGCAUUCCAUCAAAAGAAUCGUUUUCAAAAUUUGAUACGAUUUUGAGGUAGUACAUGUAAAUGUUGGGAACAAGCAAUAUCUUGAUUGUCGAAAAGCUACGACGCAAUGCGUUACAAAAAAAAACAGAUUGUUAAGGGCAAUAAACAAGCAGAUGCAUUAAACAUUUAAUGUUUACCAAGCCGCCUCGCUCGAUGUGAUGACUUCACAUAAUUUUUUGUUUGGAAAUGUUUGCUCACAGACAUAAGUUGUUCCUUGCAUGCUGCAAACGGAUGCCAACUCUUCCGUUAUCGAAAAGUCCAAAUUGACACCACAAAUGAACACGAGAAGUUGUAGAGAUCAGUAGGCUCAUCCGGUGCCAGAGAAUACCACAGCAUGUUCCUAGCUUUCUCCCAUACCUUUAGCACUAUGUUCUCUCCAAGUUCUUCUGCUCUCCACACAGCUACACUUGCAGAAGUGCCGUUAGUUCCAACCGCGGCGACCAUGAUUUUCAAUGACCCCUUAUGAUUCCAAAACUCCUCUUUCUUUCAGCCAUUUACAGUUUGUGAAAGCUAUCAGACUAUAAUAUAUAAGCUGGAAUAGGCUUAAUGGAAAUUGAUUCUUCUUUUAUAUUUUUUUUUCAAACCAGCUUUAAAAAAAAAAAACUCGAUUUACUUGUGAGGUAUUUUAAAUGAUGCCAUCCUUUGAUGCCAUCUUUUGUUAAUUAAUUCUAAAAUAAAGAUAUCUUGUUUUAUGCUGAUCUAACUUCUAGUUUGAACCACAUUAUAUUUCACCAGUUAAAAGAAUCUGAUACUGUGAUCUAUACGCCCACUAAAAAAAUAUCUAUAGCAAAUACACGUUUGCAAACAAAGUUACCUCGCAUUGUGUUGCAAACGCUGGUACUCUACUUUGAGUAGUUAACGUUUUAGAAGCCAGCUUAGCUUGCUCCCACUAGGCAUUGCAAUGCCAUUGGUUAUUUUAUUCAUUUUACAUACUCUUUGUUCAUUUAUUUACUAUUAAGAUACCGCAUUGUUCGAUUUUGAGAUUAUAUUGUAGGAUUUUAGGAGUUUAAAGGUAAAUACGUCUGCAACAAACAAGAAAACCCAGGUACAAUAAUUUAAAAUUGAAAGGGUAAAUUAAGGUGCAAAUCAACCAGGACGUGUGAAGGUCUCCUAGUAUGCUAAAAAUGAUAUUGAAAUUGAAAUCGUAUCACAACAUCUCGUGUUCCAUACGUUUUAUCAAGCAAGUCCAAGUACCGUUUGCGGGCCGGAUGAACUGGCUUCUCAGGCUGGAUCCGGCCCGCGGGCCGUAGUUUCUUGUUCCCUGUGGUUAGCUGUAAGUCGUAGUCAUGGUAAUCACUUACUAAUCCCAACCCUACUCUUAUUUUCGCUAUCCAUCCCUCACAUUCCACCAUUUGUCCUUACGCCAUGAUUGUUAAUGACACAUUCCUAAUUUAUUUCUCAUUAGGACAGCAGGCGAUCAAAUUCGCCAAACAGUUCUCCACUUCUGUUCAAGAAAUCACAGUCCACUUCCUUCUAUUGUCUGAGCUUAGGGAAAGUGCCAACCUCUUCAGGGAGCUCUCUACGUGUCUGGAUGAAGCCAGCCUUAGAUAUAUUUAUAUUUCUGGUCUUGGACUAGAAGGGGUCAGAGGGCAGAUACGAAAAGAUUUGACUGACUCACUAAAGAGAUUAAUUGAGAAACAGCACUCACUUCGGGUAAGAAAAACAUAAAUACAAUCAGUUACUCAUCUUGGACAUAGCACCAGAAUACAUAGACAACUGGGAUAGGCAUAAGGAUCGGAGAGAGCAUGUUGUGGCGAUGUUGAUUGUUUGAUUGAAUAAUUAUAUAGAGCUGGUAUCCAUGCUAAUUAAGCAUGCUCACAGCGCUGUGAUGUUCUCAAAUAUUUUUGAAGAAAAAGAUAUUCAAUUUCUCUAAAAUAUUGAGAGAAACUGCUCCAUAAUUGUGGCGCUAUCGCUUUAAAAGAGCGCACUCCGUAUGAUUUUUUUUCUGUGUCCAUUUAAACUGGGAACUCUCAGUAUGGACUGUGUUGAAGAGCGCAGGCUCUAUAAGGAUAAGUGUUUAGAAAUCAAACCUUUAGAACAUUCCGGUGCAGAGCCUUCUAUACAGAUGUUUUUUAGCAGGGGCUUAAGUCUCCUUGUAUCCUGGUUUAAAAUAAUAAAUUUAAAUACAAUCAAGACGAUCUAAAUUAAAUAUUUUAUUGUAUUUUUAAUAUGCUAUGUAUUUAUUUGUAUACAUAAGUCUGGGAGAACAUUUGUGAACAUAUGAAGCAAUUUCUUUUGUUGCUAUUUUUUCCCCUUUAAAUCAGUUGUAAGUCUAUUUCAUUCCAUGUUGUAUUGCAUAAUUAUGAUUACUCUAAGAAUAAUUUUUGUUCUUUGUUUUUGUUUGGUUUUUUUUUAAUAGAAAUUUCGCAUAAAAUCGUCUCACUUUGACCUUGAGAGUGGUCUACAAAUUCUACAAUGUUUAGCUGGGGCCUCUGCACAAACUAUUACAGACCUAGCUCUAAACGGCUUAUUUCAAAAUGGAGUAUCUCUUUACCGAGAG